CUACAGGAUUGAGACAAGAGAUGGCUGAUUUUCAGCUGAGCUCAUGGAAAUAUUACAGAAUUUAUCAAUAGAUGCUUUUGUUCCAAAAUUUGAAAAAGUUCCUUGGCUUAGUGAGGCCAGCCUGGUGAACAAGCCCCUGGUACUCAGUGUCCCUGGAAGAUACCAUGCCUCUGCCACUGUUCUGACUUUAUCCAAGAAAGACAUGGAUUUGCCAAAUUUGCUUCAAGUUCCAGAUAUCAUAUCAAAGGCCAGAAAGAAUGAGCAUGAAAAUCUCUCGCCCAGGAACAAGCAGCUAUACUCCACAUUCCCGGAAAUGAAAACGGUACAGCCAAAAAAUUUCACAAUCCCACACCGUGAUGAGAAACCAUCCUUCCAGAAUUCUGUGAAUCACAGAGUGAUGCUCCUUCAUCAUCCCCAUGUCCAGCAGUUUAAUCAUCCCUGCAAUGACAUUCUAACAGAGAGCAUUCACUACAGACUGCCCAUUAUGGGUCCCAGGACUGCUAUCUUCCACAGGCUGCUGUCAGGUGCCUACAAAACUCCUCAGGAGACUCAACACUUCUCCUUUCCCAGAAAGAAACAAAAGAGCAAGACAGUGAAGCAAUGAGUCGUCAGAGCUAAUUACCCCCAAACUGUCAGAGAAGAGACCACCUCUCCAAGCUGUUCUAUUAUUGAUGCAUUCUCAUAGUCUUCGUAUCUCCUGAAAGAUGGAUCACUUUUCCCUUCCUAUGUGCUGCUAUUCUAGCUCUUACCACUUUCUCCUAAAGACAGAAUGUUUAA
Phodopus roborovskii (desert hamster) is the source of this 777-nucleotide messenger RNA. It is a transcript of the gene CUNH1orf105, whose product is annotated as chromosome unknown C1orf105 homolog. The record is from RefSeq and is a predicted model, not a curated record. The coding region runs from base 44 to 604 and encodes 186 amino acids. Lineage: Eukaryota; Metazoa; Chordata; Mammalia; Rodentia; Cricetidae. The transcript is spliced from 7 exons.